This is a messenger RNA of Alternaria rosae, 2259 nucleotides long. RefSeq lists its product as uncharacterized. Gene Ontology annotation, cellular component: U2-type prespliceosome; nuclear speck; nucleus. The coding region runs from base 195 to 1994 and encodes 599 amino acids. The record is from RefSeq and is a predicted model, not a curated record. Gene Ontology annotation, molecular function: pre-mRNA 3'-splice site binding; poly-pyrimidine tract binding. Gene Ontology annotation, biological process: mRNA processing. NCBI's taxonomy places the organism in Eukaryota, Fungi, Ascomycota, Dothideomycetes, Pleosporales, Pleosporaceae. The transcript is spliced from 4 exons.
ACCGCAACCACGCACAAGCAUCGCGUCCUAGAGCCGGGACAACUGCGAGUGGCUGAUUCAUCCGUUGUUCUAUGAUCCAGAUCUGCUAAUUGCAGCUUCUCUUGCCAUCUCAACCCCGACAGCAGCAGCAGCAUCUUACGCGGCUGAACAUCACGACGGCGCGCAAGAGCUCCUAGCACCCACAUUCGCCCACCAUGAACGGCGACAGCUAUUCCAGAGACGGUGGCCGAUCAAGCGGAUCGCGCAACUACGUGAGUGCCGACACUCGUCGCGACAAAAGCGAGCGUUCACUGACAGAGCAGUCCUCGAGAGAUGACCAUCGCGAUCGCGGCGAACGGGGCGACCGUGGUGGCGACAGGCGCCGCCGUCGUUCCCGCUCCCCACGCCACGGCGGAGGCUCCCGCCGUGACUACGAGGUAGACACGUACUCCUCCAGCCGCGACUACCGUGAGCGCGAGCGCGAAGACACAUACGCCCGCCGUGAGCGUCGCGAUGACCGGGGCGAGCGUGGAGGAGAGCGUGGUGCCGAGCGUGGUGCCGAGCGUGGGGCCUGGGGCGAUUCCUACUCUCGACGCGACCGACCUCGAGGAGACCGCGACCGCGACGACGACCGCGGCCACCGACGCGAACGCGGAGACCGCAACGAAAGGGGCGGCGACCGAUUUGGAGGCGAAGAGCGCAGAGGCGGACGGGGAGGACGCGAUGGAGGCUUCGGCGGUGGACGUGAUAGGAUGCGUCAGCAAAAAGAGGAGUCUCCGCCCUUCAACAAGCCGCGCGAGGCUACGCCCGAUCUCACCAGCUUCACAAACAUUCAGAAGCGCGAGCGUCGCAUGACACAAUGGGACAUCAAGCCCGCAGGUUACGAGAACAUCACCGCCGAGCAGGCCAAGCUGUCAGGCAUGUUCCCGCUGCCCGGAGCUCCUCGCGCUGCGCCCAUGGACCCGUCCAAACUCGCCGCCUUCAUCUCGCCCUCUGCAGGAACCGCCACCGCUGCCGCCCUUGCAACAUCUGGCGCGAAGCAGUCGAAGCGUCUCUAUGUCCACAACCUGCCCUCGGGCUGCACUUCCCAGGAGAUCAUGGAGUUCUUCAAUAACCAACUUAACGGUCUCAACGUUGUUUCUGGCAACGACCCCUGCCUGUCGGCCCACAUCGCUACCAGUAAGGAAUACGCUGCAUUGGAGUUCAAGGCACCCGAAGAUGCGACCCUCGCCUUGGCUAUGAAUGGCAUUUCCAUGCGCGAUGAUGGAGGCGCACCUGAUAGGUCGGGUCUGUCUAUCCGCCGUCCCAAGGACUACAUAACCCCCACCGCCGACGAGAACGCAUACCCGCCCGGCGAUGAGGUUUCGUCCAUUGUCAAGGACAGUCCCAACAAGCUGAGCAUCGUCAAUAUCCCCACGUACAUCGAAGAGGAGCAGAUCCGAGAGCUUGUAGAGACCAUGGGCAAGCUCAAGGCCUUUACUUUGGUCAAGGACACCGGCACCGACCAGCACCGCGGUAUUGCAUUCUGCGAGUAUGCUGACAACGGAGUCAUCGACGCCGUCAUCGAAGGUCUGAACGACAUCCCACUCGGCGAUGGUAACCUCAAGGUUUCGCGCGCGACCGUCGGACUUCAGCAGACGACUGGUCUCGACGGUGGAGUUGGCGCCAUCUCCAUGUUGGCAGGAGCUAGCGCUGCUGAGAACCAUGAGCACAGCCGUGUCAUAUGCCUGAUGAACAUGGUCACAUCAGACGAGCUACUCAACGAUGAGGAAUACGAAGAAAUCAAGGAAGACAUCGAAGAGGAGUGCGGCAAGUACGGACCCAUCAUCGAGACCAAGAUUCCCCGCCCCGCCGGUGCCCGCGUCAACCUCGGUGUUGGCAAGAUCUACAUCAAGUACAAGGAUACAGAGUCUGCGCAAAAGGCUAUCAAAGCACUUGCCGGUCGUCAAUUCUCCCGGAGAACUGUUGUCGCGACAGAGUUCUCCGAAGAGGGCUUCGACGUUGAUGCCUGGUAGAUAUAAGAUUGUUUAAGUUGCGCGUUCGACUUCUUCAGGUUGGUGCAAUUGCACACCAUUAUUGCCGCGUUGGGGAGUACCAAAACGGGAGAGUGAAGCUCAGCAUUUGUACACUAAUUUGGUUCCAGGGGAUGUUAGCAUGUCCAUCUGUGAGAUGGUACAAGUAUUUGCCUGUAUCUUGAAUACCUAGGCUAGAGUGCUAGAUUGCACUCAUAGUAGCUUGCCUAGAUAUCAUACCGCAUUGUUAUCAUAGACGAUGAAUCUG